This is a messenger RNA of Austrofundulus limnaeus, 4228 nucleotides long. RefSeq names its product neuropeptide Y receptor Y2, like (gene npy2rl). Gene Ontology annotation, molecular function: neuropeptide Y receptor activity. Gene Ontology annotation, biological process: G protein-coupled receptor signaling pathway. Gene Ontology annotation, cellular component: membrane. Lineage: Eukaryota; Metazoa; Chordata; Actinopteri; Cyprinodontiformes; Rivulidae. The record is from RefSeq and is a predicted model, not a curated record.
CAAACCUCGGCGAUGUUUGUUCUCCGACUGAAUCACUCGACUCCAGAGGCCAACUCAAAGAAACGAGCUCGGCUUUUUAUCCUGCCGAGACCAGAGCUGUGUAAGUGAGCGCCUGUAGAAUGGAUCAGYUGGCUGGACUCGUGUGAUCGGACAUGGAGGCCGUCGGCGCCGUCAACGCCACGCAGGAGGAGCUCCACUUCCUGCCCCUGCCCGACAAUGACCCCGACAACCUCGGUUACCACGACUACGGCUCCAACAUCGGCAUCCCUCCUCCGGUUCUGCCCACGGGGUUCGGGGCUGGCGGGGUGUUUCCCGAGGACCCCAUCAGGCUGCUCAGCGUCCAGGUGGUCCUGAUCCUGGCCUACAGCACCAUCAUCGUCCUGGGGGUCCUGGGGAACUCUCUUGUCAUCUACGUCAUCUAUCGCUUCAAAACACUCCGGACCGUCACCAACUUCUUCAUCGCUAACCUGGCUGUCGGUGCAUCGUGUACCACCUGGAGACCAGGAUGCGUAAAGACGUGUGUUUCGGAGUGAUCGCACUGACCUGGGUGCUGAGCGCCGUGCUCGCCAGCCCCCUGGCCAUCUUCAGAGAGUACGGCUCGUUCACGCUGGAGCCUGGACGCACGAUACAGGUUUGUGCAGAGAAGUGGCCCGGCAAAAACACAGACGGUACCCUCUACAGCAUCUCCAUGCUGAUCCUGCAGUACUUCCUGCCGCUGUCCAUCAUUUCCUUCGCCUACGCCCGCAUCUGGUCCAAACUCCGAGGCCAUGUCAGCCCCGCGGAGAACGGCGGCAACAGCAGCGCCAGCUCCGAGAGGCACCGCCGGCGCCGCAAAACCACCAAGAUGCUGGUGACCAUGGUGGUGGUGUUCGCCGUGAGCUGGCUGCCCUUCCACGCCUUCCAGCUGGCCACGGACAUCGACAGCUCCGUGCUGGACAUGCGCGACUUCCACCUGCUCUACACCAUCUUCCACGUGAUCGCCAUGUGCUCCACCUUCGCCAACCCGCUGCUGUACGGCUGGAUGAACCGCAACUACCGCGCCGCCUUCCUCGCCGUCUUCAAGUGUCAGCGGGAUAGGGGGCGGGGCGGCCGACUGGACAGCAUUCAUCCGGUUGGGGGUGAGGGAGGCGGGGGCGGUGCUGGGGGAGGCAGGGCAAAGAAGAUCGUCCUGGAGACGCAGGACGCCAUGUCGGCUCACUUGAACGCCACCGAUGUGUGAGAUCCUGGAAGAAAACGGUGGAGGAGGAAAAAAGAUCCAAGAAGAAACUCCACGAGGACAAAGAGUGAAAAUAGCAACAACAGAUGAGAAGGAAGCCAGCGGGGAGGAUUUAAACGUUUCUAACAUCCCAGAAUAGACGAGGAGGUGGAGACAGUCUGGAUUACAGGAAGAAUGAGAAGAUGGAGAGGAGCUGCUGAAUGAAUGACUCAAAGACUCCUCAAACAGUCCAACCUGUGUGUCUGAGGGUCUGACCUGGAGAGAGUCGUCCCCCCAGGACGGCUGUUAAAGGAAAACUCAUCUGCAUCUGACGCCAAAACAGGAAACGAGUCACUUUGAUGAAAGAAGAAUAAUAUAAAAAUAUUUAAAGAGAAACUGGGAUAAGGCUGAAGCAUUCAUUUAACCCYGAGUGGCUUAUUAAAGUCUAAUCUGAAGCUGUGGCUUGUUGAAGGUGGAUGAUGGGUGAUGAAAGCUCUGAGAAAKGUUUAACGUGGCUGUCAGAGGGAAGAAACCAUGGACAUGUUAUUUUUCUUAUAAUCAAAAAAUAAAGUGCCAAGAAAAGAGACAAAGUAAAAUAAUUUAUUUAAAAUGGAAACAAAAGAUUUUAGCUUCUAAUCAGCUGAAGCCAACAUAUGAAUGUCUGAAAAACAAACACUUGAUCGACCGAUCGGUUUAUGGUUUAUUAUUUUUAUACAUGUUUUUAGCUUUGCUUGCUGUGGCUGUAAAUUUGAUCGUUUGAUUUUGCUUCUUAAAAAAACACGAGAACACCUGAGAGUUUGAUUAACUCCCUGAUAAGAAUCGACCGUUUGUUUGCCUGAAUCGUUGAUUCUGACCSUUUGAUCAAACUUCAUUACAGAAGUUAAUUAAAGAUUGGAAAUGAUUAAAAACUGAAAAGAAGAAUGGUCACGAUGUAAAACCCUUUAAAUUGGCUAUUUUUUGAUAGUUCUGGGGUUUUGUGUUUUAAAACCUGCUCUAGUCUUUAUCAGGUUCUAAAUCAACUCUAACUGAACCUGAAGAGAACAAAGCAACAGAUUCCACUGAGUCAGCUUUUAUUCUACAGAAUCUGGAUCCAGCAGCUUCUGGACCUGGUUCGGUCUGGAGGUCAGGCUCUGGUUCUGGACCCUUGAUUCCUCAGACAGAUCAGCGGUCUGAAAUCUUUCUACUCGAGUCGCAAUUCAUGAAACCCCAAAACUGACUUUAUUUGUUUGAGUUAAUUAUUUUUAUCAUCACCUUUUCCAGAUGACUCAUGAUUCUGUACUUUGGCCUUCCAGACUUCUGAGCUUAAACCAGUUCAUGGCUGAUAAAAACACUUCUGCUCAACUUGCCUGGGAUAAAAUCUUUCUGCUGUCGUAUUAAAUCACUUCUAUAAAAGAAAAAAAAGUCCAGCAGAUGGAUAAUUUCUCUAUUAAMUCUAUUAACCCUCUAUUAACUUCAUUGUUCAGAAGUGAUUAGCAUUUUAUUGGUUAUAAUUAUGAGUUUSUAAUUUAACUGCCUGACUGUAAUCACAGCUGUGUGUCUUUCUGUCAGGAGCUAAACCAGCAGGUUCUGCUUCAAACAGGUUGAUUCUGAUGAAAAUAAAUAAAAAUAAAAAGCCAGCAGUUCAUAACUGGAACAAAACUGUGACAUGAGAGGGAGGAUCAGACACCCGGGACGAGAACUAAAACCCUUCGUUUUUUUUUCUUCGUGUCUCUUUGACCUGAAAACUCUGAGUCCUUCUGUUCCCUCGCAGGGAUUUGUCUCUGUGGCCUCGUUUCAACCCUUCAGCUGUCUGCUACUGAUUGACUGUCCGGACUGAAGCUAAAGCUUCCAGUGGGGGAUUUCACUCCAUUUGUCCAUCCAUCCAUCCAUCAUCCAUCCAUCCAUCCAUCCAUCAUCCAUCCAUCCAUCCAUCCAUCCAUCCAUCCAUCCUCAGGGUCAUAAGGAGCUGGUUCCUGUCUCCAACAGAUGGAUGAGAAGCUGGGUUUUACCAAAAACACACCAAACUGUGAUGUCCAUCUCAGCCACUUUAUCAGGUCCAGCUUGCCUGUACCGAGCUGGACUCUGUUUUCCUUCAGAACUGCCUUAAAUCUUCGUGGCAUCGGUUCAACGAGACGUUGGAAACAUUUUAACACGAUAGCAUCGAGAYUGGAGUCUCCUGUUCCACCCCAGCCCGAACGGGAUUCUGCAGACUGUGGUUGGAGCGAGUGGUUAUCUGAGCCGCUGUUUUUCCAUCAUCUCAACCCAGUCGGUCGGUCGCUCUCUGGUUGUUGAUUUUUUUUGACCAUUCUCUGUAAAUCCUGGAGAUGGUUGUGCGUUGAAAUCCCAGUUUCAGAAGAACAACAUCCACACCUCGAUUUUUUUUAUCCCCGUUUUGAUGCUUGCUUUAAACUUUAGAAAUUGUCUUCUCCACAUGCCAAUCAAAUGUCCAUUAGCUGAUUAGCUGUGUUGACAAGCAGCUGAGUUGUGGCUAAUAACGGAGUUAGCAUGCUAACAAGAGGGCAGAUAAACAAGUUGUCUGUCUUUUAUCCAAUAUUAUCUUCAGAAAACAAAACCUGUUUCAAGGUGUAAAAAUAUGUUAAAAUGAAGAAAAAUAACUUUUAACCUUUAAAUACCAUUAAGAAAYCAAGUUUUAGUGGCUCAAGAUAUGAGAUGAGUUCUCUUCAGAUAAUAGUUUCAAACAUCUCUGCUUCCAUCUGUCCAUCCUCACAGCAUUAAAGUUUUCAUGUUGAGAAAUUUUGUUAAUGGCACUAAUUUUUAUACAUUUCCUGCUUCUGAUUUUACUGUUUUUAUUGCCUCUUGGUUAGUUUUUUUUUUUUAAGUUUUGUUUAUGGAAAUAAAAAAAGUCUUGUUGUUGAACGUGUUAAUAUUUGGAUGCUGCUUGACUUUUCUGAAACGUGAAUGUAAACUGCUUUGUAUCAUGGCUGUAAUGUUGUAAAAUGUUUAAUUCUGUGUAAAUAACCGUGUGAACGACUGUAACCAAGCACAAAGUGUUGGCCUUUACUGGUGUCCAACUACAGAUAUCGUCAAGCACAA